UUAUGUGGAGCAGGUCCAAUUGUGAAGAUUACAUGUAAAGCUGGUGAUAAAGAUAUUGUUAAAUAUGAAAAGACUAAUGUCCGGGAGAAACACAGCAUCUUAUUCAAGGAUUAUGAUUUUGUCAAGCAUGGAGCCAAAGAAUGCAAGGCUUCUCUUUACUUGGCUCCCAAGUACUCUUUUUGCAACAUCCCCACCAACCCACAAAAUGGUGAAAAGGGAGCUAAACUCAAGUUGAAAUCUAGGACAUACCAAAAGGUUGUCCUCAAGGCCGAGUAUUUUGCUUAUGCACCCAAGUAUCCUUCUAAGGACUGUGAGAAGCACAAGCACACGCCAAAUCCAAAGCCUAAACCAACUCCCUACUAUUACAAGUCUCCCCCUGCCAACACCAACUUACCAUUACAAGCCACCACCUCUGCUAGUUUAGUACUACAAGUCACCACCACCACCUAUGCCAAGCUAUUACUACAAGCCUCCACUCCCACCUUUACCAGCACCUUAUUACAAAAUCCUCUCCUCCUAACAUUUAUUACUAGUUUACUACAAGUCACCUCCUCCAUGACUUACUGCUACAACUUCCCCUCCCCCCUCUACCACCACCAACAUAUUACUACAAAUCACCUUUUCAUCCGGUCUACUACUAUAAAUCACCACCUCCACCUCUACCAACUUACUGCUACAAGUCUCUUAAUCCUCCAAUUUACCACUACAAUUCACCACCACCACCCUCACCCACAUGAAUACAAGUCUCGAUCACCACCAUCACCAGUCUACUACUAUAAAUCACCUCCUCCCCCUCCAUACUACUACAAAUCUCCACCUCCACCACCCUACUAUUAGUCUAUUACGUCACCUCUCCACCAUCAUCUCCCCCACCACCUCCCUAGUCCCUACUACUAUAGUUCCCCUCCACCACUAUCACCUUCUCCACAUCCUCCUUACUAGUGCAAAUCUCCACCACCACCAUCACCAUCACCAUCUCUUCCACCCUCAUACUAUUACAAAUCACCACAACCACCAUCAUGUUCUUCUCCACCCCCAUACUAUUACAGAUCACCACCACCACCAUCACCUUCUCCACAUCCUCCUACUAAACCUCUCCACAGCACCAUCAUCAUCUUGUUCUCUCCCAUACUAUUUAUUACAAAUCACCACUACCACCAUCAACAUCUCCUCCACCCCCGUGCUAUUACAGAUUACCACCACCAUCUUCACCAUCUCCUCCUCCUCCCACCACCAGCAUCACCAUAUCCUCUACCUCCCUACUACUAGAAAUCACCUCGACCACCUUCACCAUCUCCUCCACCAUACUACUACAUAUCACCUCCCCCACUAUCACCAUCUUCUCCCACCUACUACUACAAUUCUCCAUCUCUUCUUUCUUCACCAUCUCCUCCAACCUACUAUUACAAAUUACUUCCACCGCCAGUGAAAUCACCUCCACCCCUCACGUAUGCACAUUCCCGCCUCCUCCCGUGUCCUGUCAUAUAUUAAGCCCAGAAUAUGGACCCCUAUUUCAAUUAUGUAAGAUGAAACUUGGCUUCAUCAAUAACAAUUUUCAGUAUUUCAGGAGUUCUGUAUAAACAAUAAUGCUAUGUUAUAAUUAUGUUGGCAGCAGAUCUAUUUCCUCUUUCAGGCACUUGGUUUAUCACUGUACGGUAGUUAGGAGAUUCAAUAUGAAGUAAAGUUUGCAGUCUUUGCCUCUA
This is a messenger RNA of Nelumbo nucifera (sacred lotus), 1703 nucleotides long. The record is from RefSeq and is a predicted model, not a curated record. NCBI's taxonomy places the organism in Eukaryota, Viridiplantae, Streptophyta, Magnoliopsida, Proteales, Nelumbonaceae.